This is a messenger RNA of Mytilinidion resinicola, 1008 nucleotides long. RefSeq lists its product as uncharacterized. The record is from RefSeq and is a predicted model, not a curated record. Gene Ontology annotation, biological process: protein peptidyl-prolyl isomerization. Gene Ontology annotation, molecular function: peptidyl-prolyl cis-trans isomerase activity. Bases 1 to 1008 code for a protein of 335 amino acids. Lineage: Eukaryota; Fungi; Ascomycota; Dothideomycetes; Mytilinidiales; Mytilinidiaceae. The transcript is spliced from 3 exons.
AUGCCGAGUACAAUACGCCCCCGUAUGUUCCUUGAACUUAGUGCAGGCACGGAGCCGAUUGGUCGUCUUGUGGUAGAGCUGUUCAUCGAUCAGACACCUAAGACUUGUGAAAACUUCCGUGUUCUAUGUACUGGGUCCAAAUCUCCCUUGAGCUACAGACUGACUCCAAUUCACCGAGUAAUUGAGGGCUUCAUGAUUCAAGGCGGCGACACAACCAAUCGUGAUGGAACUGGAGGAGUGUCGAUAUAUGGCGAUACCUUUGAAGACGAGAACAUCCGGUGGAAGGAUAUCGAUGCCCCAGGCCUUCUUUGCAUGGCAAAUCGGUGCAAGGACCUUAAUGGCAGUCAAUUCUUCAUAACCCUCCGCCCCUGUCCCCACCUCAACGGCAAGCACACCGUGUUCGGCCAUUUGAUCUCCGGCCAAUCUGUGCUCGACCGCAUUCUCGAAAUUCCCGUGGACAAGACCUACCGCCCCACCAUCCCCAUCCUGAUCAGCCGCUGCGGAGAACUUCAACCCCCCCAAGCUCGCGCCAUAGCCAGCGCCUCCGCAACCACAUCCGAAGACCGCGGCCGCCGCAAACGCCGCCGCUCCACCUCCCGCUCCCCCGCCCGUUCCGAAUCCCCAUCUCGAGGCCACCACCGCAGAUCUGCAUCCCGCCACCGGUACGACCCCCGCAAACACCGCCACAUCUCCUCUUCCCCGUCCUCCACACCUCCAAAACACCGCAUUCGCCGCCGCAGCGACGCAUCGCUUGACCACAACCUUCGCGGCCGCCCGCGCCAGCGCUCCCGCCAUCGCACGCGCUCGCCGAUUCUCGAGAGCGCGAGUCCGAGUCCGGGGAGAUAUCGCCGCAAGAGGAGCCAGCCGCCGAGCCGGCGGAGAGAGUAUAGGGAGGGGAGGAGCCCGGACCAGAGACGGCAGCGGAGCUUGCCGAAUAUUUACUAUGACGAGAGCGGUACGCCGCGGAAGAGGGAGGGUUCGGGGUUGGGAGAGGUGAUGAGGACUUGA